Molecule: messenger RNA, 546 nt
Organism: Echinostoma caproni
Lineage: Eukaryota; Metazoa; Platyhelminthes; Trematoda; Plagiorchiida; Echinostomatidae
Source: the annotation of a GenBank genome assembly
AUGACGAGUGGAUGCAAAUGCGUAAAGAUAUCUGGUGAUGGGAAAUCGGAAACACUCUUUCCAUCAGGUCUAACGAUUCAGUUGACAUCCAGCUCACCGAUCGGGGCGAGUGCGGAUUGCGACACGAUUAGUUCAGAUGCGAGAAUCCAACCUACGACAGCAGCGACGCCGGAAGCUACGAGAACACCUGCACCAACAACAAAACUAGAGCCUAAAGAUGAUAAUGAUUCGAAGAAAUCGGAAUCACUAGAUGAACAAGGAAAGGGGUCCAGUUCAGAAAAAGAAUCAGCAGAGAAUGCUAACGAGGAAGAAGCUGGUUCGAGCAGUGUUGCUGGAGGUGCAGAACGGUUGAGUGAAAAGGACCAAAAAGAAGCUGGAAAAGAAACAACGGCAGCGAAUUCGGCCAGUUAUAGUGUUCAACUUAUCAGACCUGUCAGAGAGAUUUCCAAAACCGAAGUAUCUGAUGGCGUAACUGUUUAUUACGUAUUGUGUGUUGUACAGCUGUUUGUACAACAAAAUCCGUGCGAGAAGUGCUCUAUUGUUUGA